This is a messenger RNA of Nezara viridula (southern green stink bug), 6664 nucleotides long. NCBI's taxonomy places the organism in Eukaryota, Metazoa, Arthropoda, Insecta, Hemiptera, Pentatomidae. The record is from the annotation of a GenBank genome assembly.
GCGCGUUUGGAGCCAGUUCGAUGGGGUAUUGAUUUUUCCAAUUCUCGUUCUUGUAGCCUGUCAUUAGUUGCGGAAUCCACCGGUUUAGUUGUGGUUAUUUCUUUUUGGAGAUUUAAAAGUGCUUGGUGCAAGGGAUGGACGAGACGCGAGACCACAGGCUGCACUUGGCCCAAGAGAUGCGAGCACAGAACUUCGACUUGAUUAGAUUUGCCAGCUAUAGAACUGCCUGCAAGUUGAGGUUUAUACAGAAAAAAUUAAAUCUUCACCUUGUUGACAUUUGGAAUGUGAUAGAAGCAUUCAGAGAACAUUCUUUGAAUACUCUACAAAUUGAGACAGAGCUGAGCAUUUCAAGAUGUGAAAGCCUUGUUUCUUCACUUUAUGAGAACUUAAAUAAGAGAUUGCCUCCUUCUCACCAAGUUAUCAUUGAUCAGAACUCAUCUGCUCUUCUGAAUUGGUUGAUUUCAGCUUAUUCUUUGGAAAACACUGGACGGAUAAGAGUUUUUUCUAUCAAAGUUGCAUUGGCUACAAUGUGUGCCGGAAAACUGAUGGAUAAACUUAGAUAUGUUUUUUCACAAAUAUGUGAUGAAAAUGGAUAUUUGGUCAUAUCGAAGUUUUCUCUUUACUUAAGAACUGUUUUGUCACUCCCUGCUUGUGUCUAUGAAACUCCAUCAUUCCCAUACACAGAAGAGUUGUCUUCAACAAUGUUUUCAGGGAAUGGUAAAGUGACUGUUAAUGAUUUUUUGGACACCAUGAUGUCUGACCCAGGACCUCCUGUGAUGGUUUGGCUUCCAUUACUUCAUAGAAUGGCUUCAGUUGAAAAUGUCAUGCAUUCGACCCAGUGUGAUUCUUGUCUGAGGAAGGAAUAUACUGGCUUCAGGUACAAAUGUGUCAAAUGUAGUUCUUACACAAUGUGCCAAGACUGCUUCUGGACAGGUAGAGCCACUGGAGGGCAUAGCACAGAGCAUGCUGUCCGGGAAUAUAGCUCAUAUAAAUCUCCAAGUAAGCAGAUUGGCCAUAGUUUGAGGAAGUCAUUUCGUUGUGUGCCUGAUAAACCCAGGACUUCACUUCCAAGAUAUCCUGAUCAACCUGAAAAGACUUUGAACCUUUCACAUAUAGUACCUCCAUCUCCACUUCCUCCACAUAAUGGAUUUCCUGAUUACCCUUCUUAUGACAUGGGCUCUCUUGAUUCUCGAUCAACUGCACGGAGUCCUGGUAAGGGGAUUCAAAGUAUGCGGAUAGAUGAUGAGCAUCGUCUGAUAGCAAGGUAUGCUGCUCGUCUUGCACAAGAAGCUCAAGCAGGAAGGAGUCCUGUAGAAGGAAACCUAGGAUUAGAUAACUCUAGGGCACAGCGGGAAUUGAUACUUCAACUUGAAGCAAAAAAUAGAGAAAUCAUGCGUGAAAUCACUAGGCUUAGGAGACAACAGGAGACAGCUUUGAGCUUAGAAGAGAACCCAGCUUUGAUGUCUGAGUUGAGAGCACUGCGAAAACGGAAAGAAGAACUUGAAUCACAUUUGACUUCUCUUCAAGAUUCCAGGAGGCACCUUAUGCUUCAAUUAGAAGGACUCAUGAAGUUGUUGAAGAAUCAUCAGAAUUCUCCUAAGUCAACUCCUAAUACUUCUCCUAGAUCUAGUAAAUCGCCACCUCCAUCUUCCAGAUCAGCACCACCUACACCAACACCUAAUUCAGGUCUUGAUGGGAAUGAUAUUAGGACACCAUUCGGCGGUUCUUCUUGUCACCUUGUAUCAAAUUCAACAUCAACUAUGGGUGGCCGUAGUCUUUGUAAUGAUUUAUUAGAAGCUGCUGAUUCUGUGACUAAUGCAAUGUCCUCACUUGUUAGAGAACUGAAUUCUGGUUCAGACCAGGAUGAAACACCUAUUGAAGAUAGGUUCCAGAAAACAAUAGAUUUUGAAAACAGUGAAAAUGACUGGAAAGAAAGUGGAGGAUACAAUGGACAAGUUAUUACAAAAGAUCCCUUGAGCAACAAGGAAGAACAAGUUAACAAUCAUUCUCUAGCAAGAAGAUCCAGUGAAUCAGACUGGGACCAACUGAGAUGGUCCAACAGAUAAAUUUAAGUAUUAAAUUAGCUUAUAUAUGUGUAAUAUGAUGGCAUAAAUAAGUGGUUAUUUAUUUAUUUAUUACUUAAUGUAGCCCCUUCUCCAAUUUUCAUAUCCUUGGUUGUAGAUUGAUGAUACCAACUACCACACAUGUAUUAUGUAUGCAUCUUCUGAAUAUAUAUAUGGUAGGACCAUGGUCUAAGUUUAGUUUGUAAACAUCUCUUAUAAUAUCAAUUAGUUCAUUAAUAAUUGGUAGAUUAAAAAAUAUAUCAUAACCAAAUAAAAAUAAAUGCUUAGUAACUUCAGACAGUGGGGGAUCAUUGGCAAGUAUUAUUUAAAUAAUGUCAAUAGUUACAAAUACAUUUUCCACUUUUCUUUGGUUUCAAGAAUUUAUUAGUCUAUUAUAACUAAAAAUAUAAAGCCAAAUAAAUAUAAGUUGGAAUUGGCAAUAAUUAUGGGUAACAAUUAUAGGUUACUUUUUUGACAGUUUUUAAUUUAUCUAUACUUUAAUUAUUUAGUUUUACUGUCAAAUAUGCAUCACAUUUGUAGUUCAUCUAUAUGAAGAAAAGUUUUUUGUGAAUAUUUUCACUUUUAAUUAUUUAAAUAAUCAAGCCGGCUGAAAAUUUCUAAUUCUAGUAAUUAGCUCUGCUCCUGUAGGUGACAAUUACUGAAGAAAAAGGUCCUAUUAUAUAACUAAUUAUAGAGUCAGUUUAUGUUAAUGAAGAGUAAUAUUUUUUUAAUGAUCCACUAUUUUUUAUUAUUAUUAAUUUGAACUUGUUUAUUUGUUCUUUAUCCAAAUUUGUGGAACCUUGUAUGAAUUAAAUACCAUCAUGCACUGGCUAAAUUAAUUUUUACUUUCUAAAAUAUUAGUCCUAACCACCUAUUUAUCCACAAAAAAAAAAUUAAAUUUCCACCUAUUCAGGCUGUCAUGAUUACGCUGUAAAUCAGUUCAGUUGAUGUGUAAAUCUAUCAGAGCUUUUAUUGAUACUGUGUACUAUAGCUUUAGUUAAUAAGUCCCUUUGAUGUGAGAGCAUGAAGGGAAAGAGAGCUGUUUUUUAAUAUUUAUUUUAUUAUUUAUUGUUAUUAUUUUUUUAUGUGUUAUUAUUCUAAAAGAUUUAUAGAAAUAGUAAAGAAGGGAAGGUGGAUAUACAAAAAGAACAAAAUACUAUUCUGUGGAAAAAAGGUUUCUGUUUUCUGUAGCUAUACUGGUUUAGGGCACUCGCACUAUGUAAAUUUAUAGUCAAAUAUUAUGUCUGUUGGAGGGGUCAAGGUUCACACCUUUUGUCAAAAUAGGGUUUGGAAAAUUUUAUUGCUGUGAAAAUGACAAUAUUCACAGCCAAGAGAUCAUAGAAGAAAAAGUACAUUUGAAAGUUCUUUGUUUCUGAAUAAAUAUAUUGAUAUCCAUAAAAUAUCGAUGUAAUAAGAAAUUGUCAUAUUUUUUUUUUUUUUUUGUGACUGAAAAAUAUUUUUUGUAUUAUAUAGAUAUGUUGAGAAGGAGUUAGUCGGGGGUGCGGUCAAAUAAAUACUAAAUUAAAAUAUAUUAAUUAUUUUAAUUUUUGCCGACGUUUCGACCCACUUUGCAGGUCGUCUUCAGGGCGUAGGAUGUAGCACUGCGGGAGGCAGUUGAAACACUGGAGUGAAAUCCCCGACUAACUCCUCAUAUUAUAUCAACGGUCAACCAUCUUUACAUCAUUAUAUAGAUAUGGUUAUAUCCCCCAUGUAAAAUUUAAGCUUUAUAUAUUUAAAUAAUUAAAUUCAUUCUCCUUGCUUUUAUUAUUAUUAUAUAUGAACAUUUCAUGACUUUAUAAUAUCUGCAAAGAUGAUAAAACAUAAUGCAAAGAAUCAUUGAAAAAUAAAAAUCAUACACCUUCAAUAGUUUUAAUGUCCAUUAUAAAUAAUGAGGGGUAAAUUAUCUGCUAAAAUAUUUAAUAUAGGGUGUGUAUCCAGGAACCUUGAUUUCCUUGAAGAUUGGGAUUUGUACUUGAAUUUUUCGUGUCUGUAAAAAGUCGGAAAUUAUGCUUGAAAAACGGCCAGUCGUUGGGUAUUUUUAGUAUGUUGUCAAUUAAUUUUCUUUGUUCAUUAAAACUUAACAAAAACUGUAUAAAAUAUUGAAAAGAAGGUAUUAUCCAAUAAAAUUUUUGGAAUCCAAUCACACUAUUUUUAGUGUGAAUUUAAUUUUUUAAGCAAUGUGUUGACCAUUCUGUGUUAAAAGUUUGAUAACUAUUUUUCAUUAUCUAACAGGGUAGCAACUGUUUUCAGAAGCUGACCAAAUAAUUUUUUUUAUUUAAAUAUUAUCAAAUAAAUUAAUGAGAAGCGCCUAGAAUUUUUCAGUUGACAGUCUUGAGAUCCUUAAAUUAUACUUUAAUUUUUUCAUGCCACAUCACUGAACAUCCUGUAAUGGUACAGUUGGAAUUACUUAUAAAAACGAAAAAGACAAAAAGAGGAGGACUAACUCUGUUGAACAUAGGCAUAAAUUUACCUAGGAUACACAUCAAUCAAUGGAGAGAUUUCGCUAUCGGUAUUACUCCUGAAUCAGUUAUAAAACAUAUCUAUUCUAUUGAUAAAAAAUUUAGAUGCUAUUUAACAAGUUCAAAUCCUUCUUGCCAUCCUGCCCAUUGAAUAUGUUUUUGCUUCUAACAUAACAAUCAGCCACUAAAUGGAUUAGUCUAUUCUAUAUAAUUAGGUUUUCAUCCAAUCUAACACAAGGGCAUUCAACCUUUUUAUGACAGGUGCCACAACUGUACCUCCUGCUGAUUACCCUCAGACCUUUACAAUAAUAUCUAUUGGUAUAGGUGCUUAUUUUUAAAAAUAUUUUUCUUUUUGAAAUUUUUAUAUAAUAUCUUUGUAAUAAAAUAUAUAAACAGUGAUGGUAAUUUUGGUAACUAUAUAAAAAAUGUUGAUUCUAAAAUAACACAUUAUCCCAGAAUGAUAAUUUCAGGAAAACAAAACCAAAAUUUAAAAAAUUAGAAACCUUAAGUCUAAUUCCAGGCCAGCUGAGCCAAUCCCAAACCCACGGCAUGCCAUAUUGUGGAAUGUGUGACUUAGGUUGGCACCCCUGCUCUGACUCUAUCUAUCUUUCAUCAACACAUGUUAAGGAAUAAUCAUUUUUCUCAAAUCACCUAAAAACUCAUUAUUAUUCUUUAAUGAUUUCUCUGAUACCUUGAUUUCAUGCUAUCAAAGAUCCUUCAGCUCCUAAUUUCUUUAUUUACCCUUUUCCCUCUAUUUUGACUGUUUCCUGAUUUUCAGGUGGUGUAAAAUAACCUUGUAACUUCACAUAUUUAUUGUUAAACAUUUCAUUACAUUGUACUCUAAAUGAUAUUUAUUUAAAUUAAACUGCUUGAGGUGUUUGUUCACUGUACAUAUAAACAUACGCAGUUUAAUUAAACAUUUGUAAAGUACUGAAGUUACCCUUUGUGACAUCAAAAUUGUAAAGAAUCUGUUGCUAUUGACAGAUACCACAUGUGUAAUUAAUAUUACUGUACACAAAAUUUAUAUUUUUACAAUUUUUAGUGUAAUUCUUCAAUUUUUGUCUGUUUCUCAAUUUAGCAAUAUGCACCUUUUUUUAUAAUUGUGUUAUCUACAAUAUUUCAAAAUUUUGAUUCAAUAUCAUGAAUAUCAAAUAAAGAAUGAUGUUUCAAAUAGUAAUAUAAUGUAUAUUUUUCUCUUCCUUUAAUUUAUUUUAGUUGAGGAACUGGAUUACUGUAUAUCUUAUUUUUUGUAUUAUAAUGCAGAGCUUAUGAACAAAAAACAAAAUCCAUAUAUACCAGAGCCCACCUGCUUAAACAUUUUUUACCCGGUAUAAAUCUGCUUUAAUUUGAAAAUAAUUUUGAUAUUGAUAUUUGUGAUAUAAUUUUUAAGGCCAUUAUUUGCUUUAUAACUGUAGCAUCAGUUGAGUUUUAAGUUUAAAUAUUUUCCAAUAAAUUUUGAAGAAUGAAGCCAAUGUUUUUUUGUUUUUUUUUAAGUUAAAUUAUUCUCCUAUAUUGUAAUUAGUUGUUAAUAUAUAAUAAAAUAUUUUUAAAAGUAUAACAUGAAUAUUACAUAUUUGUUUUACUUUUAUUCCUUUAAGAAAUAAAAACAACAAAACCUGUGAUGAUUAAUUGAUAUUUUCUAUUAUUUAAUACUGCUGUGUUCUCGAAGUAGAAAGCUUUUAGAAUUAAUGAUCUCUUUAUUAAAAAUAUUCAAACAAAAUGUAUUCAUUAACAUUACAAAAUAUGCUUAAUACAUAUUUUUAAUAUGUUCAAUUGAUAGCUAUGAUUAACAUAAGUUUUAUAUUUUCAUUUACAUCUUUCUAUAUUUAAUUUGUUUCAUAUAUUCAGUGAAUUCUGAAUUUAAUGUCAAUAGAUGUAAUAAAGCUUUAAUGAUGAUUUUAUAAUACAAUUUCUUAUGGCUCUUCUCGGGUUUGUGAAAUGUUCUUAUACUUAUUGUGACUUUUUGUAUAAUUAAUUGUCAAUUGAGUAACUCUAUUUGUCUCUGUAAAGGUCAGGUAAAGCGUUCAGUAUUUACUUAAUUAAAUAUGUUGCAGUAUUAUUUUAUAUGUAAAUAACUGAAUUUUAUAUGUAAAAAUAUGUAAAUUAUUUUUAUUUUUAAGUAUAAUAAUCUUUAAGGAGUCU